GUCUCUGAUAUUUACCAGUUCUGCGUCCCGCGCCUGUUUGUCUCUAUGGCAAAGAAGGGCUCUGGCAAUGCCGCAGCGUCAGAGGGUCGCCCUGCGAAGAGGUCGAAGGGCAGCGCCUCACAGGAGAUGCCUCACUCUUGCAUCGGUGGUCAAGGGACCUGUGACAAGCCAGUUGCAGGGAACACUGAUCUGUGCCAGAACCACCUCAACGUUCAUGCCCUUGCCUUCGGAUGGUUGACGCUGGACGAGUUCAAGCAACAGCUGCGGAUCGAUUCCGCCUUCAGCAAGCAGGUCGAGGCUGCCUUGCGCGUGAAGCUGGGCCUCGAGGAGAAGAAUUUUUUCGCCGAGGAUGUGACCAUCGAUUGCAUCCAGGGCGUGCGGGCUUUCAAGCGUCUCAAGGGUUUCACCGUCAAGCGCUUCACUGAGGUGUUCGGCAAAACUCCUCAGCAGUGCGGCAAAAUGAUCAGGGACCUCGACGACGGGAAGGGCGGGAAAUUCAAGGGCGCGUGCUUGGAGGACGAGUCGGAGCCCGACGUGAUCUACGAGCUCUUCACGACUACGUUCAAGCAUCGUCAGCAGUACAAGCAAAUGGCUGACAAUCAGUUGCACGCGACUCAGGCCCAGUCCAUUUUCACGAAGGUCAAGCUUGACGAGUUCAUAGAUAGCAGCCCCUACCACAACGCGGCUUCCAUGGGCGACAUCCGUCAUAAAGCAUCCCUGAAGGCCAUGGCGCUCGUCCAGGCGAAGAUGCAUACCACCCAGAUCGCCGACUGCUUGCGGAGCAACACUGGUCGUUCGAUGGGCGGGGCGGACGUGCUCAAGGAGAAGCUUCGCAAGAUGGGAGCUGUCGUCGAGCUGAAGAUCUGGGAGGACCAUGAGGAUCAGUACGUGGCAGCCCAGAAACUCAAGUGCAUGGAGAUCGCGACGGUCAAUCGCUCGGACCUGGACGAAUGUCUUGCGAAGAUUCGCGAAGUUGAGUUCCCAGAGAAGUUUCAGAGAGCCAUCCUCGAGCGCUCGGUCUCCGACCUCGUGGAGGAGCCUGUCCUGGAUAUCGAGAAGUUCUUCUCCAUCAUGAAUCCGCUGAGCUCGACUGAGCUGACCUUCGACCCCGUGCUCCCGACGCUCAGCGCCAUCGCCAUCAGCCAGGAGGAGAAGGCCAGACUUUUCUCCGACAGGCUGAUCGUUCGCUACCUUUUGAAGCUGAUCGAGAAGGGUGAGGAUAAGAAAUCUGAUGCCGAGAGGUUCGCGCUGUACGCCAUCGAGUGGCUCGAUACGAAGAUUGACGAUCAGGAUGUGCAUAUCAGCCCAGAGGUGGACGAGAUGUUCAGUACUUCCCUCACGAUCUGCAAAGCUUUGUGCUGCAUCAUAGAUCACAUCAAGGUCGCUGGGAAGUCCGCCGUUUCUCGUUUGGUUGAUGCUGCCAAGAAGCGAGGCCUCGAGAAGUGGGGCGAUGUGAUUCACAAGCGCACGAUGGAGAUCGUGCAGAGCAACUCGAUGGAUGUGGACCCGUAUGUCGUCUUGAGGGAGCUUGGUGAGAUGAAGCGGGAUCUUGAUGCCAGUGUUUGGCGCCCAUACGCUGACUCCAUCGAGAACUGGUUGCUCCACAGGUUUAAUUUCUGUGACAUGCGAUCGACGGUCAGCGAGGUAACGUCCCCUGCCAAGCAGAAGGAGCUCGCUGACAUCAUCCUCGACCAGCUUCGCUUGAUGAAAGGCUUCUUCCCUGGCAGGAAGGCCGAGCUCGAGGCUCACGAGGCGACGGGCCUUGACUUGAGGGACUCCUUCGCCAACGGUGAGCUGCUGGUCCAGGCGGUGGAGCUGCUCAAGCAGUUCACGGUCCAGGACCCCAAGAUCGUGCUGUCCCAGAGCCAGUGGGACGAGGUCGCGAAGGUGGUGGCGCUCGUGCCCCAG
Prorocentrum cordatum is the source of this 1908-nucleotide messenger RNA. The record is from the annotation of a GenBank genome assembly. Lineage: Eukaryota; Dinophyceae; Prorocentrales; Prorocentraceae.